AGCCGCGGCUCCUCCCACGCUCAGUCUCUUCAACACAUCACCUCUACUGUCCGCAAAACGCACAUCGUCUUAUUAUGUUAUCCGUACAUCGUUCACCGACGCACCGUGCCUCGCUCACGGACGUCGCCGGGGGCCGGCGUCACAUCUCGGCAAUCUAAGCGAGCAUCGUAUCGGUCGUAUCAGCUAAGCGCCGCCAGGCAUGUCUACACGGGCCUCUGCCCACUUCUCAUAACCUCAACUUCCGUCAACUCGUUCUCACUCGCCUCUCUGCACUACAAUGCUCCGUCCUCUUCUCCGACAGAGCGCCCGCGCGCCGCGCCUCGCGCGCGCAGUGACUACGGCGCCCCGCGCCGCCGCCGUCACGCAGCACGCGACAACUGCCGGCCCGCCUCCGCCGCCCCCCGCUCCCGUGGUCAAGAAGGCCGAGGCGAAGCCGCCAGCGACGUUCCACGUCGCGGGCGCGCAGCCCGUCGCCGUGUCCUCGUCGGGCGUGACGUUCCGCAUGGCCGACGGGCGCGAGGUGCUGGACGGCGUGAGCGGCGGCGCGGCCGUCGCGUGCUUGGGACACUCGAACCCCGACCUCGUGGCCGUCAUGGCGCGGCAGGCCGCGCAGAUGCCGUACGCGUACCACCAGGCGCUGGGGCACGAUGUGAGCGAGGAGCUGGCGCAGUUCCUCGUGGACCGUUCGGGGGGCGCGUUCGUCGCGGGCGCAUUCCUCAACUCUGGUUCCGAGGCCGUCGAGGCCAUUCUGAAGCUCGUGCGCCAGUACUGGAUCGAGGUGGGCGAGCCGCAGCGCAAGUACAUUAUUGCGCGCUCGCCGGCAUACCAUGGAAACACACUUGGCUCUCUCGGCACAGGAUACGUGCCCGGCCGGCGCAACUUGUACGACAACUACUUCUCGGACGCGUACCAACACGUGGACACGCCGCAGGCGCGCGACCGUCAGCCGGGCGAGGGCGACGCGGCGUACUCUGCGCGCCUGGCGGCGGAGCUGGACGCCAAGAUCGACGAGCUGGGCCCGGAGAACGUCAUGGCGUUCAUCGCCGAGCCUGUCGGCGGCACGGGGCCCGGCGUGACCCCGCCGCCGAAGGGAUACUUCCCGGCCAUCGAGAAGGUCGUGAAAAAGCACAACCUCAUCUUCAUCAUGGACGAGGUGAUGAGCGGCACGGGCCGCUCCGGCUCGCUCUUCGCGUUCGACGCCGUCGCAGAGGGCGUCAAGCCCGACGUCAUCUCCAUGGCCAAGGGCCUCGGCGGGGGGUACGUGACCAUCUCGGGCGUGUUGGUGGGCCAGCGGCUGGCGGACGUGAUCCGCCGCGCGGGUGUGUGGAAGAACUCGCACACGUACCAGAACCACCCGGUGAACUGCGCCGUGUCGCUCGCCGUGCUGAAGAAGAUCGAGGCGCAGAACCUGCUCGCGAACGUGCGUGCGCGCGGCACGCAGCUCCUCGAGGGCUUGCGCGCGGCGUUUGCGGACGACAAGCGCGUGUUCGAAGUGCGCGGGCAGGGGCUGUUCCUCGCCGUCGACUUUGAUGUGCCGGCGUCGCUGGCGCCGCGGUUCGGCGCGCGCGUCAAGGACCGCGCGAUGAAGAACGGGCUUAUGGCGCUCGCCGGCGUCGGCACCGUCGACGGCGUUAAUGGCGACUGCAUCAUCCUCGCGCCCGCAUACACUAUCACGCCCGAGGAGGCGGACAAGAUGGUCGCGAUGGUCAAGAAGAGCGUCGACCAGUGCUUCGCCGAGCUCUAGACUCUGUACACAUACAUAGUCCGCAUGUACAGUAAAUGUGGUAAUGUUACGGCAAA
Molecule: messenger RNA, 1800 nt
Organism: Cutaneotrichosporon oleaginosum
Lineage: Eukaryota; Fungi; Basidiomycota; Tremellomycetes; Trichosporonales; Trichosporonaceae
Cellular component (GO): cytosol
Molecular function (GO): pyridoxal phosphate binding; transaminase activity
Source: RefSeq, a predicted model, not a curated record